AGGCCUUCCAUACCUUGACGCCCUCACCGUCCAAGACGCGCCGCAAUGUUUACAAUACAACCGGAGCACAUGCCGCUGAGCUGAGGAGCGGGACAUUUAGACACGCUCAGCGGUUUAGUGAAUCACAACACACUGAGCCAUCUAACCAAUCAGAGCCCAUCACAUAUUUCUGAGGGAGGGACUUCAUAAAAACAGGAAAUAAUCGAGGCGUUUGUCAGAGAAGGGACAGAGCGGUGUGGAAUAAAGGAGCCAAUGAGAAGAGAGCUUCCGCGAUUGGCUGGCGCACGCUGACGGCAGUGGUGUGUGUUUGCAGGCCUACACUCGGCGACUACAGCACUUGGGAGAAGAGCAAUGAAUUCAUUAGAACAAGCCGAAGACCUGAAGGCUUUUGAGAGGAGACUGACGGAGUAUGUGUCUUGUUUGCAACCGGCUACAGGUCGUUGGCGCAUGAUUCUGAUAGUGGUGUCUGUUUGCACAGCCACAGGCGCCUGGAACUGGCUGAUAGAUCCAGACACUCAGAAAGUUUCUUUCUUCUCAUCUUUAUGGAAUCAUCCAUUUUUCACAAUCAGCUGUGUGACUCUGAUUGGCCUUUUCUUUGCUGGAAUACACAAACGAGUUGUUGCACCAUCUAUUAUUGCAGCACGCUGUCGGACAGUACUAGCAGAAUAUAACAUGUCCUGUGAUGAUACGGGGAAACUUAUUUUGAAACCACGGCCUCAUAUCCAAUAGCACCUUGAAGAGACAGCAGUGGAGAGUAUUUCGUGUCAUCAUAUUAUUCAUCAAGAUUGCACAUAGGCCUCAAUGCCGGGAGAUUAUCCAAAGUGUGUGAAGGUCGACCUCCCAAAUAGGACUCUAACUUCCCUCUGCAAUUUAUGAAGAAGCAAUGGGAGCUCAAAUGGAAAUGCCCAUUUUUUCUUCUAUUUUUAGAUAACAUCCUUAUAUUUCUGUUGGAAAAUUUGAGUUUUAUUUGAUUGUGGAUUUUGAUAUCCUCAUUUGUAAAGCUGUUGUCCUAUUUUAGAUGCAUACGGUGUAUGUAUUUUUAAGUAAAUUGCUGAACACAUAAUAAAUAUUAAAGUGUAGAUAUUUGUUCACCUUAAGCUGACCUUUAUAUAUGUAGGCAACAUUUGUAGAAUGUCAAUGCCUAUGACAUGAUGUGCUGCUUUUUGUUGUUUUUAAAAAGUACUUUUAUGCAACCAAAGGCUGCACUAGAUGUUUAACAUAUAAGGGAAACAGUCAAAUGCAUCUUUAAUGAGUGUCAUUGUUGGCUGAGAUUUUAUUUACUUUCACUCCAGAGUCAAAGUCUACAAGAAAAUCUUUAAAUAAGUUGUGUUGGCAAUAAUAAAAGUUGUUUGUUGUA
This is a messenger RNA of Onychostoma macrolepis, 1357 nucleotides long. RefSeq names its product CTD nuclear envelope phosphatase 1 regulatory subunit 1 (gene cnep1r1). The record is from RefSeq and is a predicted model, not a curated record. The coding region runs from base 352 to 729 and encodes 125 amino acids. The transcript has 7 exons. Gene Ontology annotation, cellular component: Nem1-Spo7 phosphatase complex; cytoplasm. Lineage: Eukaryota; Metazoa; Chordata; Actinopteri; Cypriniformes; Cyprinidae.